AUGAGCUCCUCUCUGUUUCCUCAAAACUCCCACAUUUCUAGGAGCGAAUAUGCAUCCUCACCACCAAGAAAAUAUUCCUCUCUGUACGGAGAGAGUACAAGCAAAAAAGGGGUACUAUCUGUUACGAUGUUAUCUAGCAAUGAAGAAGAUAAAUCGGAACUUACUCUCAACCAAUCAUCAUCUCUGGAAACUGAAUCAAAAAAAUCAGUCGGAACGGUAAGGAGCAGCUCACCUCGUUCUCCUCGUGUUUGCUCCAAUUUCAAAACAAAAAUCACACUCCGAAAGAAAAUACCAGACAAUCAAAAUCCUCCAAAACGAAAGGGGCACACUCUCACAGAAUGGAAAAACAAACUGUAUUUAUUUGGAGGCUAUCAAGGUUUCCAUUCUAAUGAUUUGUGGAUUCUAGACGCGAAUAAGUGGAAGAAGGUAGAAGUACAAGGAGUCUUACCGCAUAAACGGUCAAGUCAUUCAGCUGUAAUUUACAAAAAUCAUUUAGUAAUUUUCGGAGGUGAUAAAGGAAAUGAACUGUUGAAUGAUAUUUGGAUUUUGGAUUUAGCAAAGGAAGCUGAGGAUAUGAGGUGGAAAAAGAUUGUUUCAAAAAAUACACCUCCAAAACCAAGAUAUGCUCACAAUGCUGUCAUAAUGAACGAGAAAAUGAUUCUAUUUGGAGGAUAUGGCGGAGAAUAUUUGAAUGAUAUGUUUGAAUUUGAUUUUAAAACUUUAAUGUGGUCACAAAUUCAUACUUUCCUCUCCCCACCCGCAAGAUGUCACUUCAGUCUAGUUGCAUUUUCUGAGAAUAAUAACUUACCCAAUAUUUUAGUGAUGUAUGGAGGAUCCAACGGAGAGUCUUUAAAUGAUGUAUGGGUGUUUGAUGGCAAUUGGAUUUGCAUUCAAAAACCGAAAGACACAUCAUGGUUAAACAAUGAAACUCCAAGUCCAAGAUCAAAGCAUGCUGCCGUGAAGAUUAGCUCAAACACUAUGAUAGUUUAUGGGGAAUGGUGGGAUUAUUUAAGGACAACGUUCUUUGGACUCUCACUAUUCUAG
Naegleria lovaniensis is the source of this 1044-nucleotide messenger RNA. RefSeq lists its product as uncharacterized. Gene Ontology annotation, molecular function: protein binding. Lineage: Eukaryota; Heterolobosea; Eutetramitea; Acrasida; Naegleriidae. Bases 1 to 1044 code for a protein of 347 amino acids. The record is from RefSeq and is a predicted model, not a curated record. The transcript has a single exon.